AUGGCUAAACCAAAGCAAAUUGUUAACUUUAUUCGGUCAGAGACUGAUCUAUUCUCUGAACCCGGCUACGACUUGACUCUUGCCAGCUCACACCGAGUUGAUUAUCAUCCAAUAACAAACAUUUCAGAUCGAUCCACUCCUCUGACAUUUAUUAUUCAAGGAAAUGAUUCACAAUACAUUGACUUUUCUGAAACACAACUCUAUAUUCGCUGCAAGAUUGUAGAUAGCAAGGGAGCUGAUAGGGAUGCUGCUCAAACUGAUACUGCGCCAGUUAACAAUUUUCUACAUUCAAUGUUUAGUCAAGCUUACUUGGAGACUCUGCUAUCUUUUGGCAAAGAGUAUACCAAGACUCAAGCAAUGGCUGCUCUGUAUCACAAAGAAGCAGAUCCAACCACAGGAGAUGAAGGGUGGAAAACUCGAGAGAAACUGGCAAAUAAUAGCAAAGUGUUUGAACUGUGUGGAAAACUGAAGACGGAUAUAUUUAACCAAAACCGAUUUUGCAUCCCAGGAAUUGAUAUAAAAAUUGUACUAUAUCGAGCACCAGACAGUUUUUGUCUGCUAAGCAAGACCUCCGGAUCAGCACAAGAUGCAGCACAACUUCACAUUAUGGAAGCUAAAUUUGUUGUCCAAAAGCAUACUCUACUUCCAUCAAUUACAAUGGGACAUUUAAGAUUAAUGGAAAAGGGUCAACCUGCAUGCUAUCCAAUGCGAAGAGGAGACAUGAAAUCAUUUUCCCUAUCUGCCGGAACACUACAGUAUACAAACGAGAGUCUAAUUACGGGUCUUUUGCCAGAUCGUCUUGUAGUCGGCAUCGUCUCGAGUAAAGCUGUACACGGACAUUACAAUGAAAACCCAUUUAACUUUCUUCAAGCAGAUAUAUCAAGCAUCACUGUAACCGUGAACUCUGAGCAAGUAACAUCUCAAACGUUUGAACUUGAUUUCGAUAAUAAGAAAAGUAUUGAAGCGUACUUUAGCGUAUUUUCGGGACUGGGUCUAUCAAAUCUUGACACUGGAAUAGAACUAACGUUCGAUAUUUUUAAAACUGGAAAAACUCUCUAUGUUUUUGACUUGAGACACCAACAUGAUGGGUUCGCCAUACCAAGACAUGGAAGUGUGAAAAUCGAGAUAAAGUUACGAAAUGCAACUACGUCUGCCCUAACAGUUCUUUGUCAUUGUGAUUAUCAAUCAGUUUUGUACGUUGACAAGAAUCGACAUAUUUACUUUAAGGACUACUCCAUGUAA
Molecule: messenger RNA, 1242 nt
Organism: Folsomia candida
Lineage: Eukaryota; Metazoa; Arthropoda; Collembola; Entomobryomorpha; Isotomidae
Exons: 2
Coding region: 1-1242 (413 amino acids)
Source: RefSeq, a predicted model, not a curated record